AUGGAUGAAACCUCAGACUUGCAUACAAAAGGGAAGAAAGACAAUGAGACAACAAAGAAGAAACAAAGAGGUUUUUAUCUCGAUUAUGGCACAGAAUGUUCCGAUUACAAGAUGAUAAUCUUGAGAGAGGCUUCAGUAUAUAUCGCAAUGGAAGAAAGGAAAAUGCUAUUCUUGGCUAGGAUGAGGGAAAGAGCCCAGAGAUGGAGGAUGACUGCAAGACAUCUUAUAGUUUUCACUGUGAUUUGGAGGUUCCGUUUGGAAAUGAUAAGAAAGGAAAAACCUGAAAACUGUGGAGAAAACUUAGGGCAGAAACGGAAAGCCAAGAUUGAUGAGCUAAAAGAGAAGACAAACUACUACAUCACUCAACAGCUAAUUCAGAGAUAUGACACUGAUCCAGCUGCAAAAGCAGCAGCUGCAGCGGUCCUUGCAUCUAAGUUGGGUGCAGAUUCUGGCUUGAAAGUGCAUUUGGGAGAUGGGAAUGAACUUAAUAAUAAUCUCACCUCUGGGAAGAGCAAUGAUGUAGAGUUUGUACAAUCUAGUGGGCUACGGAAUAGGAAAGCACCGCUAUACAAAUCCAAUAGCACAGAAAGCAGCACAAUGUUGCAGAAUCUUUCUCCUUCAUGGGGUUGGGAUGAUGAUACGCAUUCUGUUACCCAAAAUGAGUUGGUUGUUGAACAUUAUUCAGGAACCACAAAGUAUAACAACGGUUGGAUUGCUCAAAUUGCAGCAUUGCUAGUGGGGGAAGAUCCUGCACAAUCUUAUGCUCUUAUCUGUGGAAACUGCCAUAUGCACAACGGCCUUUCAAGGAAGGAGGACUACCCUUACAUAACUUACUAUUGCCCACAUUGUCAUGCCCUCAACAAACCAAAGAACCACGAUGGGCUGUCCGGUCCAGAUUCACCAACUGCCUUGAAUAGCAACAAUGUUGUUGGUGAUGGGCUAUCUGGUUUGGUUCCUCCAAUCAUCGCCUUGAAUAAUGUCGUUGGUGGUUCUGUUGAUAACCAUCAGAUCCCUGUUAGUAGUCCCGCACUGCUCCUGCUGCUGCAGAAAUUGUCCCCAGAAAUUGAAAAGGUCAGGUCCAUUGAUCCACCUACCCCGACAGGUAAGGGCUGUUUCUGUAGUCAAAAGAAGUUCAGAGGUUAUUAUUGUAAUUCUCUAGCAUUUGUGGUAAUGACUGCUUUUUUUAAAUGUGUGAUGGAACUAAAUUUGAUUUUGGGCUUGUAAAGUUUUAGAACAGAAAAUAAGGUGAGAAUGUGCAAUAUUCCACAUAUAAAAGGUCAAAUGGAAGUUGAUAAUGUACCAUUUUUGAGAGAUCA
Impatiens glandulifera is the source of this 1316-nucleotide messenger RNA. RefSeq names its product endoplasmic reticulum junction formation protein lunapark-like. NCBI's taxonomy places the organism in Eukaryota, Viridiplantae, Streptophyta, Magnoliopsida, Ericales, Balsaminaceae. The record is from RefSeq and is a predicted model, not a curated record. Gene Ontology annotation, cellular component: endoplasmic reticulum tubular network. Gene Ontology annotation, biological process: endoplasmic reticulum tubular network organization.